Molecule: messenger RNA, 4773 nt
Organism: Cotesia glomerata
Lineage: Eukaryota; Metazoa; Arthropoda; Insecta; Hymenoptera; Braconidae
Product: dual 3',5'-cyclic-AMP and -GMP phosphodiesterase 11-like
Exons: 18
Coding region: 776-3859 (1027 amino acids)
Biological process (GO): signal transduction
Molecular function (GO): 3',5'-cyclic-AMP phosphodiesterase activity; protein binding; 3',5'-cyclic-GMP phosphodiesterase activity
Source: RefSeq, a predicted model, not a curated record
CAGACUAAAAAAAAAAACAUGCUAGUAUGUUUGUACACUGCCGCUUCGGAGAACAUCCUGAAAUUACGUACUUCCGGAUCCCUCCCUAAUUCAUCCUCACUAUCCUCCUAUCCGCGGUAUCCUCCCUACCCCUAUAUGUAUAAUAUAACCCUCUCUCCCUGCUCGAGUAGUCUUCUACUCGUUUUCCCGUUACACUCUUCUCUGUCCUCUCUUUCACUCAACAUCAACUCCAAAGAGCGCCUCUUCUCCAUAUUAUACCACUGAGUCUGAGUAGAGCCAACCAAACCAUUCUGUCACCAUUACACUCUUGCAAUACGAGCGAUAUUUGCAAUACGAGCCUCUUUACAACUUAUAUAUACAUAUAAUAGGCGAGAAACGCGGUUCGCAUUUAGUAACAGUCAGUCGACUUUGGAUAGUCGAUUGUAAGUGUUCGUCAUUGUCUGUGACCGGAUGCGUUUAAUUGGAGCCAAUAACUGAUAAAUAAAAAUAUAAAAGUGGAUUUGAAGUUAAGAUAGUGGAUAGAAGUGAUUCGAGGAUUUUUUGGAGAUCGAUCAUCAACACCUGAUCAAGGCCAUCGGAUGCGAUCGAAAGCGAGUUGGAAUAGUGGGAAGCAGUUGCGGGUGCAGCGCCUUAAAUUUUUACCGCGACCAGCUCGCGGAAUACAUCAUCCAAGCUGGCUGCCUCGGCUGGUAACCCCGCCUCCGCGCAUCCUCCUGUGCUCUGGAGCUCGCGCAGAAAACCAGGAUUGUACUUACGGACGAUUGGCGAACCGAGGAUGACGGCAGAAACUGCAGCUCCGUGUGUUCAAAGUGUGCAAAGUGUACCCAGUGGCGUUAUGGUAGAUGAGACAAGUGGAAUAGAUCAGCAAAAUCAUCAUCAGCAGCAGCAUCAUCAUCAAAAAUCUCUUAUAAACAAUGUCAGUAGUAACAAUACAUCGCCGACAAAUCGGCCAGUAUUAUCACCUGGCUUUCCAAACUCGUCAUCAAAUCCCCCGGAAUAUAAUCCGGAAUACGCGAGUAUGGAAUCCUGGCUUGAUGAACAUCCGGACUUUGUUAAUGAUUAUUUUCUCAGAAAAGUGACACGGCAGACUGUCGACGCGUGGUUAGUAAUGCACGCAACGCCAACAGCAUCAUCAGCAAGUUGCAUGAUGGACGGCAUGAUGAGCGGUCAGAAUCACUGCUCACAAAAUUCAAACGCUUGUAAUAAUGCCGGUAGCACUACUGUUACGUCACCGGGUGGUGGAUCAGGUGCUACAACACCGGUUCGCAAAAUAUCAGCACACGAAUUUGAACGUGGUGGAUUACUUAAACCGAUUGUCAAUACUAUUGACGGCACGCCGACAUUCCUAAGCAUCGCGCCUGAAGAUUCCGGACAGACCGGUGCUGGGCAACAGAGUGGCGGAACUAGUGGUGCUGUUAGGCCUCAACGAAAGUCCAGAAAUGAAUUACGGCAACUUGAUGAAAGAGAUCUUAUAUUUGAGUUGGUCAAGGAUAUAUGUAAUGAACUGGACGUGCGAUCGCUGUGUCAUAAAAUCCUUCAGAAUGUCAGCAUGCUGUUGCAUGCAGACCGCGGAUCUUUGUUUUUGGUCCAGGGCGAGCGAAAGUGCGCCGCUGACAGCAACUUACGUUCCGAUAACUUCAAUCCUCUCAUCAGUGGGAGUUUCAAUAACAACAAUAAUAACAGCACCAGUAAAAAUAAUAAUAACAACAAUAAUAAUAACAAUAAAAAUAAAAUUCCUGGUAAGAGUAAGAGCUCCGAUGAAUCAGUGAGCGAUAAUUUAAGUCCUCCAAAAUUAACACGCCCGAGAAGCAGGUGUCUCGUAUCGAAGCUCUUUGAUGUUUGCUCGAGAUCAACACUCGUCGAAAUGGAGAAAAAUGACGAGAUUAAAAUUCCUUGGGGCACUGGGAUCGUUGGAUUUGUUGCGGAGAGCGGCGAACCUGUUAAUAUUCCUGAUGCAUACAUGGAUGAUAGAUUUAAUCGCGAAAUAGAUGUGUUGACUGGGUACAGAACAAAAGCACUUUUGUGCAUGCCGAUAAAGGAUUGUAGCGGUGAUGUAAUAGGUGUUGCGCAAGUUAUAAAUAAAUUGGGCGGAGAAGCACAAUUUACGGUACAAGAUGAAAAAAUAUUCGCCAGUUAUCUUCAAUUUUGCGGGAUUGGCUUGAAGAAUGCACAACUGUAUGAGAAAAGUCAGUUAGAGGUCAAGAGAAACCAGGUAUUAUUGGAUUUAGCUCGCAUGAUCUUUGAAGAGCAGAGCACAAUAGAGCAUAUGGUAUUUAGAAUUUUAACCCACACACAGUCUCUCAUUCAAUGCCAACGUGUACAGGUACUUUUAGUACAUAAAGCGUCAAAAGGAAGUUUUUCUCGGGUAUUUGAUUUUGAAGCAAAUGAUCUCACUGGCGAUGAUACGGAUUCUCGAACUAGUCCGUUCGAGAGUAGAUUUCCUAUAAACAUUGGUAUCACCGGGUAUGUUGCGACCACCGGUGAGACAGUAAAUAUUGCAAAUGCGUACGAAGAUUCGCGAUUCGACCCUUCAGUGGACGAUGGUACUGGAUUCCGUCACAGGACAAUUCUUUGCAUGCCGAUAAAGAAUUCAUCCGGUCAAAUAAUUGGAGUUAUUCAGCUAGUAAAUAAAUUCGAUGAUCUUUUAUUUACUAAAAAUGAUGAGAAUUUCGUGGAAGCUUUUGCUAUUUUUUGUGGAAUGGGAAUUCAUAACACACAUAUGUAUGAAACAGCAAUCACUGCAAUGGCAAAGCAAAGUGUUACACUAGAAGUUCUAAGUUAUCACGCGUCCGCCUCAAUAGAAGAUGCACAAAGAUUGAAGAGCUUAAGGGUGCCAUCCUCGGCAUACUUUCACCUCCAUGAUUUCAAGUUCGAUGACAUACUAAUGGAGGACGAUGAUACUCUCACGGCGUGCUUAAGAAUGUUCCUCGACCUAGACUUUGUUGAACGGUUCCACAUUGACUACGAUGUACUUUGCCGUUGGUUAUUAAGUGUCAAAAAAAAUUAUCGUAAUGUUACUUAUCACAAUUGGCGACACGCCUUCAACGUUGCGCAGAUGAUGUUUGCGAUUCUAACGGCGACGCAGUGGUGGAAGAUAUUCGGAGAAAUCGAGUGCUUGGCUCUUAUAAUUGCCUGUCUGUGUCAUGACCUUGAUCAUAGAGGCACCAACAAUUCAUUUCAAAUCAAAGCCUCGUCACCGUUGGCACAACUUUACUCUACCUCGACAAUGGAACACCACCACUUUGAUCAGUGUCUGAUGAUCCUCAGCAGUCUUGGCAAUCAGAUCCUGUCAAAUGUGUCACCCGAUGAGUAUUCACGGAUUGUUAAAGUCCUCGAAGACGCAAUUCUUUCUACAGAUUUGGCAGUAUACUUUCGCAAACGAGGUGCAUUUUUCAGCAUCGCACGCGGACAAACCUACAACUGGGCGUUGACCGAGCACCGUGAGCUACUGCGCGGGAUGCUGAUGACUGUCUGUGAUCUCGCGGCAAUAACAAAGCCAUGGGAAAUAGAAAAACGCGUCGCAGAACUAGUCAGCAGUGAAUUCUUCGAGCAAGGGGACAUUGAGCGACGAACACUCAACAUCACUCCAAUCGAUAUCAUGAAUCGUGAGAAGGAGGAUCAGUUACCGUUGAUGCAAGUCGGUUUUAUUGAUUCCAUAUGUCUUCCUAUUUACGAGGCAUUUGCAUUGCUUUCUGACAAACUAAAUCCUCUGAUGGAAGGAGUAACGGAAAAUAAAAAAAAAUGGCUCGAGUUAGCUGAAAGUACAUGCACAUCCGGGAAUUGUACUAACCACGAUAGGACGUCGAUAGAUCAACCAGAUAAACAAGACGACAAACACGAAAAUAUUGUCGUUGAAUAAUUUUAUUUAUCUUUUAUAAUAAUAGUCGCUAACUACCGCUGAGUAUUCCUACUGAAAAAAUCACAUCGAGUCUUUGAUUUAACAAACAGCAAAAAAAAAGUAUAUAAAAUAAUAAUUAUUAUUAUUUUAUUAUUUAACAGUUACAUCAAAUUAUCAGAACGCUACCGCUGUACCUGAUUGCAUUUACACGGUUAUUUAAAUUAAAAUAUUCAAUUUAUGAGUUUGGUGCUUUAUUUUUAUUGGAUAUAUAAUUUAAAUCUUGAGGAAAGAUUUUACUUUAAUUCAAACCGUCAUAUAAUUAUGUAAAAUCUUUAACAUUCAAUUUUAUUAAUUAAUGUCUCAAACUACCACUUAAUGGUGAUUACAUUACGAUUACAACCGCUUUUUAUGGAUUGAAUUGUAAUAAGAGCAAAAAAAAAAAAAAACUGCAUUGAAACUCAUUAUAAAUAGACAAAGAAUUGUAUGAAAGAAAAAAAAAUAGAACGGCAUCAUUAGAGGCGGAAAUAACAUGAACAAAAAAUAAAAAAAAAAUAAUGAGGAAUAUGCGGGAAGAAGCGAUUAUAUUUUUUAUUUAAUUCGCUUGUCCGGUUGAAUAGUUAUAAUAUUGAACAAAUAAUAAAUGAAAUCGAUAAAGAUAAAUAUUAAGCGAUAAGAAACAAAAUCAGUCACAGAUCGCAGCCCCAAAGACGAUAUAUUAUUACAAUAAAUUUAUCAAUCUGUUUAUUAUCUCAGUAAUAGGCGUCCUGCGAUCUCUAACGGCGCAAACGUUCUUCUAUUUCAUUAUUAUUUUUUUUACUCCAUACCAAAGUAAACAAACAAUGAACUAUUAUUUUUUUAUCUACCAAAUCCCAAUAAGUCGAAAGAAAGUUAUGAGCACAUUAUUAUGUCUAGUUAGUCACACAUUAUUUAUAGAA